Molecule: messenger RNA, 11924 nt
Organism: Xyrichtys novacula (pearly razorfish)
Lineage: Eukaryota; Metazoa; Chordata; Actinopteri; Labriformes; Labridae
Source: the annotation of a GenBank genome assembly
GUUUUGUAAUGAAUGGGUUUUUUUCCUUGGAGCGCCUGCCUAUUAUUAGCUACGGAGGCCUUACAGUAAGUGGAGGUGGUUCCAUGACGGUCGGAGCUGCAGCUCUGCAGCGCGCAGACAGACCUCAGAUCAGCGACCGCGUUUUUGGCAAUGCAAUCGGAAAAAUCGCACUGAUCCAAGAAGGGGGGAGACGUUUCCUCAAAAACAUCUGCGGUCUACGGCCGGCUUUUUCCACGCCUGGUUUACCUUGCCUUGAAGAUGAAGUUAAAUACGAGCUGCCGUCAGGUGCCAGCCGCAUCCGAUGGAGCCCUGCUUUCCGUCUCGAUCAUCGACCAACCCCAUGCAGCACUUCCUUAUGUUGCGGUAAGACUACGGUUAUCACUCUGAAGGGAUUGAAUUGCAUUUUAUUUCCAAUCCAGUGUUUUUGCUGUUAAACACAGCGGCACAUAAACAGGCUCAGGAGUCAGUGACGGAGGGUUACAUAACGUGUAAUGCAGCAGAGCCUCAUGACUAGUGUCUCGGUGGAGGAGGGACUGUUCGGUCCUUCUGGUAGGAAAUUUACAAUUUUAUCAUGAUUGUUUCGGGUUAUAACUCAGGAUGCAUGCUCGUUCUCCUGUUAUUUAUCAUGAGGGAUAGUCUUGCGGCGUUGUGUGGGUUUAUUUAUAACAUUUGACCGUAUUAACGCGAUGAAUGAAGUGGGGAGUUGCGCAGUGUAGACUGUAACAGGAAAGGACAUGUGAAUGAGUAAUAUUAGAGGCGUUGUAGCUCUAUAGUGUCAUACAGGCCCGGCUUAAGGUCAGACUGCCACAUGCUUUUGUGUCUAAACCGAGGUGAGACCGAGCCUAUAGGAAUGCAGAUCGUGCAGUCAAUGAAAGGCUGAUUUUAUGAAUGACAAGUGACCGUGGAAAAAAAGAGAAAUCAUAGUAACCCUUCAUAGUAAUCUCUGGGGCACUGUGCAAAAAAAGCAUGCAUCCAAAAAGCAUGCAUCUAAUACUUCCCACUGAAUGAUGUUUUAUCAUCUAGAGCUUCAGAAUCAAUAGUGUGGUUGUAAUUUAGGUCAAGCUGAGGUGAUGCUGUAGAAAGAGGGGCGGUUAUCCUCUCAGAGCAGGUCCAUGCAGUUCAAGCAGGUACAGGGCGUCUGACCUCAUUCACAAAGAAGUGGCUCCAUCUGAGUGAAUAAAUAUCAAUGUUGUCUCCGAUCGAAGAUUGCUAUAGCAGUAACUCUUGAAAGAAGAUGCUGGGAUGAAACUCAAAUAGUUAGGUGGUGUUUCAGCUGGUACGAUAUGAAUCAUUGGCUUACUGACAGCACCGGCACAGCUCAGGACCUAUUAUUCUCAUUUUCACGUAAUACUGCUGACGUUUUCACAGUAGGUAAAAUAACUGAUGGCUAUGGCACACAAGGACACAAGCUACAGUUCCCUUGGAAACCAGUCUGGAUUCCUCAUUCACUAACUCCCAUUUUUAGUAGACAAAAAUAGUCUUUUUAAAUCUAUUUUCUCCUAUUUAACAAGAGUAGGCGUAUUUGUGAAUGUCACAUCUCUAGCUUUCAUUUUUGUGAAUUAUGUUUGUGAUACUUGGGAAUUUUAGAGUUGCAGAUGUUUAAAGGGAUUGCAGUAUCAAGCAGCUUUUUAACGUUACUAUUUCUGAAAUAAAUGAUUGUUUUAUAACUUAAUGUCCCGUACAAUCUAAUCAAAUUCUUAAAAUUGUCCCAUUAUUAACUCGUCAUAUCCCUGUAACGGACCAAGCCCUUUUUUGCUUGCUUGUCCCUUUAAAUUCCCCCUAUCCCAGGAGCAGGAUAGGGAACUUGUGAAUGGGUACAAGGAAGUCACGAGACUCUCCAUUGAUAGCUCUGCAGGCAGAGCGAGCGGUGCAGAUGAGGAGUAGUCUCAGCGUCUCACAUCCAUUGAGAUCGCUCUUCCUUUACCGCCCGAGAUAGAGAUUUCAGGUGCUGAUGCAGCAUCUCUCUCUGCCUCCUUUUCUAUCGGCAGGUCCCAGCUGACAGAUUCUGAUAUGGACUAUGAGAGGCCAAACGUUGAAACUAUCAAGUGUGUGGUGGUGGGAGACAAUGCCGUUGGAAAGACCCGCCUUAUCUGUGCUCGGGCCUGCAAUGCCACACUGACUCAGUACCAGUUACUCGCUACUCAUGUGCCCACAGUCUGGGCGAUUGACCAGUAUAGAGUGUGCCAGGAGGUGAGUAUGCAAGCUUGCUGCUUUUUAGAUUACCAGUUUUAAAAAUGUAAGAUAUUUUUGACAUGAUUGAAAUGUUUGAAGUGUGACUCACAUGCAAAUCUAGCUGCAUAAGUAAUAGUGUAGUAUAAGUAAUAGUUCUUAUCUUAUCUUAUUAGGUGUUAGAGCGAUCCAGGGAUGUAGUGGAUGAUGUCAGUGUGUCCCUUCGCCUCUGGGAUACUUUUGGAGACCAUCAUAAAGACAGACGUUUCGCAUAUGGCAGGUGGGACAUUGUACGUUUCAGAAUUAGUGAACCAUCAGCUGCUCUUGUGCCCCCUGAGUUCAGAGAGUUUUCUUUUUUUCCCCCUUCAGGUCUGAUGUGGUGGUUCUGUGCUUCUCAAUAGCCAACCCUAACUCUCUCUACCAUGUGAAGACCAUGUGGUACCCCGAGAUCAAGCACUUCUGCCCCCGUGCACCUGUCAUCUUGGUGGGCUGUCAGCUGGACCUGCGCUAUGCAGACCUGGAGGCAGUGAACAGGGCACGAAGACCUUUAGCGAGGUAGAUGGACUCAAAUUUCAAUGCAAAGAGGUUUGAUUUCCUGUGAUGUUUUAUUUUCUCGUACCAGGAUCACCUUUGAUAUAUUUCCUUGUUUUUUAGGCCAAUUAAAUCCAACGAGAUUCUUCCUCCAGAACGAGGCCGAGAGGUGGCCAAAGAGUUGGGAGUGCCAUAUUAUGAAACCAGUGUUGUGGCUCAGUUUGGAGUCAAGGACGUCUUUGAUAAUGCUAUCAGGGCUGCGCUCAUCUCACGCCGCCACCUGCAGUUUUGGAAAUCUCACCUUAGAAAUGUUCAGCGGCCUCUCCUUCAGGCGCCCUUCCUGCCACCGAAACCUCCUCCGCCCAUAAUCACUGUGCCUCCUCCCCCGACCACCACAGAGGAGCAUCCAGUCGGUCUUCUGGAGGACCCACACUGUGCUGACGUCAUCUUGGUCUUGCAGGAGCGGCAGAAAAUAUUUGCACACAAGAUAUACUUGGCGACAUCCUCCUCAAAGUUUUAUGACCUCUUUAGUAUGGAAACACAAAACGAGGAGACUGAAAGGCCCCCUCGGGGUCCUCUCUCCGGCCGAGAGCUGCUGAUGCGUGCUGCUAGCUUCGAUGUUUGUGAAAGCAGUGACGAUGGAGACAGGGCUAACCUUAGGGCUUGCACUAGUGACGGAACUUUGAAAGACUCUGAGGGGGGCCGACGGGGCAGACUGCUCUCCUCAUGGAGCCGGGCUUUCGUCAGCAUCCAGGAGGAGCUGGUGGAUGACCCCGUUACAUACAGCCCCAGGCCUAUGACUGUAGUGCACAUGGACCAGUCCAUGCAGCUGGGCCCUUUCAGAGCAGUGCUGCGCUACCUGUACACAGGUCAGUUGGACGAGAACGAGAAGGAGCUAAUGCACAUUGCACACAUUGCUGAGCUGCUGGAGGUCUUUGACCUUCGGAUGAUGGUGGCAAACAUACUCAACAAUGAAGCCUUCAUGAACCAAGAAAUCACCAAAGCCUUCCAUGUUCGGCGCACAAACAGAGUGAAAGAGUGCUUGGCCAAAGGCACCUUUUCUGGUGAGAGGAAAUCUUUUAUCUAUGUUUGUUCAUGUGUGGGUGGAUACAAGCGUAAGCGAGGAGUUGUACGAGUCCUACCUGUCUGUGUUGCAGAUGUGAUAUUCAAGCUAGAUGACGGGACCAUCAUGGCCCACAAGCCUUUACUCAUCUCUAGCUGUGACUGGAUGGCAGCUAUGUUCGGUGGGCCUUUUGUGGAGAGCUGCACCAAGGAGGUAGGCUUAACAAACUUUUCUUCAACUAUAUGCCAGAGUGCGAAAAUACACCAUUAGCACUAAAGUACAGAACAAAGUCAGCAAUGUGUAAAACAUUUAUUCCCCUUUGUUCAUAAUUUCCACUGGCAUUCUUAUCGCCUGUUGAUUUAUAAAGCAGUAACAAUUAAACUUUAAUUACUUUAUAAUCACAAAAAGCACGCCAGAGCAGCAAAGAUCAAUAUAUAAACUGACCUAGAACAAUGAACCGUGUGGUCAGUGUGCGAGGCAUAAUUUAAUUAGAGGAUUGCAAAGCUGUUGUAAUGCAAUUACUUGUGCCUUUGUGAUCUUAACGGGAUGAACCUCUUUUAGGUCAGUAUAUUGCUUUUCUACCUUAACAAAAAAAAAAGGUAUUUGAAAGUAUAACAAACAAUAGCGGCUCAUUCCUGUAAGGCAAUUUUAGAUGCACUGCAACUUUAUCGGCUUUAAAAUGCACAGUUACCUUUUUUUGUUUCCAUUGUUGCCGAAGCAAAAACAAAACAAUCUGUUAUUUUUUUCUUUUAUUAGUUUUCAUUUCAACGUAACAACCCAUAUAGAGGUGGAUUUCUGGCUUGUCUGCUCUAAAGGAAAGCCUUUAAUUAAAAUGUUGAAUGUGUCACAUGUUCCUGUUUCUAAGGUGCUGUUUCCAAACACAACUCGCAGCUGUAUGAGGGCUGUGCUAGAAUAUCUCUAUACAGGCCGGUUUUGUUCUCGGCCUGACCUGGACGCGAUGGAACUUAUUGUUCUGGCCAAUCGUCUUUGCCUCCCUCACCUGGUUGCACUUACAGGUAUUAUAUGUGGUGUUUGUAUUACCAUUUAAGGAUUGUAUUACGCAGAGUCCUUGUGAGCGUUUAUGAGUCGGUGUCUGGAAUGACUUUCUUUUCUGUCUCUUUCAGAGCUCUACACAGUAACAGUGUUGACCGAAGCAGCAAUGAUGGGGGCCGACAUUGAUGGAGAUGUGUUGGUGUACUUGGAUAUGGCCCAGGUAUUGUGCCAGUCAUCACUAAAGAGAGGUGGCAUGAAAGGCUCUUACAUAACGCUCGGGCAAAUUGGAUUUUUAUUAAUGAGGACAUUUGUAAGGGAAAACUGCUCUGGAGGCUGAGAUCAUUUCAUAACAGUUUAUCUGCUGUUUUGACGAUGAAAUGAAAAAUCCUUGAGGUCAGGGUCAGCUCUUGAUGUGAAGUCAAUGUCGGAUUAUGAUCUGCUUCAGGUUCGAUUCUUUUUUUUUUACUUCACCGUAGAUCAUUAGGACUGGAUCACCAACUGCUACUAUUGAUUUUUUCUGACAACUUGAUUAUUUGCCUGAUACUUUCCAACUUUCCUUUCUGCAUCACUAAAACACCAAAAAAAUGUAGUAAUGAGUAAAAAUGUGAGGAUUCUUGCCUUACAGAAAGAAGAGUUUUAUUGAGAAGCCAUGUGUCCAAGUCAGAAAUACUUUAUUUUCAGGGGAGAAAUUCAGGCAUUGCAGCUCUUACACAGCGUAGAAAUGAUGAGAAACAGCUAAUGAAGUAGAACUGACAUAGAACUAAUUCCAAUAUGGCAAUCAGAACCUUAGGAUAGCAAAAUUAGCUACUAAUAAUUUUUUUCGUACGUGAAUCAAUAACAACCUCUGAGUCUUCUUAGUGGUGCUCCAGCUCAAAUAUUGAAGUGUUUUAAUUUAACCAUUUAUUGCAUUUUAUAUCAUAUUUGAUACAUACUUUUAUAUACUUCUGUCAAAUUAAUAUGAUCAACAAAUUACAAAAAAAAAAAAAACCUGAAUACAGUCAGAUAAAUGAUAAAAAAUGUCCUCUUGUAGUUUAUCAGUUUACAAAAACAUCUAAUGUAUCAAACAAGACAAAUAAAUAUAUUUGUUAAAUUUUAAGGACAUUUUGAUUUAAGGACAUUUUGAUUUUUUUGGUUUUAAGUAGUAAGUGAAAUAAACAUUUCAGCUCCAAAAAGAUUAGAAUUUUCUGGUCAUAAUUUGUGGUGCCAGGCGUUAAAGAGCUAAAGUAACAAAAAUACCUAAAAACAACAACUCUAUCUUGCAAAUAGAAUAGCUCAGAAAAGCAAAAAUGUUGAGUAAUGAUUUUGUAUGUCAACAGUUCCACGGUGCUCAACAGCUCACUGGCUGGUGCCUUCACCACAUCUGCACCAACUACAACAGCGUCUGCCGAAAGUUUCCUCGAGACAUGAAGUCCAAGUCUACAGGUAACACUCACAUAAACCUGCAGAGACCCUUAGAGCACACUUACACAGGGCAAUAUGCACUGUGCCCAAGCACCUUUUACCCCAAAACUUUAGUUUGUUUAACUAUUGUUAGUGGUCUGUACAGUAUUAAAGCUCAGGACACUUUCUUGGUACAGUUACUUAUACAUGGGCACCUGUAUGGGUAGGCAUGAGGGAUGUGAUGGAUAAUAAUGCAGCCACUCCUAUUUCCACCUUGCAUAAUCAGUAUCAAUCAUAAAACUAUGUUUGUCUGAAUACAAGACGUUUUUUUCUCUUUAAAAUGUAUGAGACAAAAAUGGGUCAGUUCUUCUGUUCGAGGUCUACACUGUUUCAUGCCAGCAUGCAGUCACGGUUUGUGCAAUGUGGCACCUGAUUAUUUUACUGUAACCAAACCAAACACCACACCUCAUAUUAACGUGAUGAUAGAGAGAAAACACCUGCACCUGAAUGCUUUCAGCCUGUCAAGUUGGUUCAACAAAAGCAGUAGGAGCACAUAUCUCCAACAGAAAAGUUGGGAGGAAACAUAGCCAGACUUGAACUAAUGUCAUAGAAAGAUGGUAAAAAGGGGACUUCUUCACUUGGAGAAGAAGAAUCAAUGUCCAGUUGGAGCUUAAAAUACACAAGUACAUCUACUCUGAUUAAUCAGCAACUCCCACAUGCUGAUCUGUAAUAAUUCUGGAGAAAUUACCACAAAUAAAAUGAUUAUACAGCUCCAGUGAAAACACUGUUUAAUGGUUCAUUCUUCCCCUCUCUCCCUCUUUCUCCCCCUUUAUUUAUUAGUGCUGUAGUUUGACAUUGACACCCUGUUUCCCAGUAUCAUUUGAACAUUCUGAUUUAACUUGUUGAAUCAUUGCAUCAUGGAGAGAAACCAUACAUGUUCUUCUAUGAGGUGAAGACAUAAGUAAAAGAUAUAAUCGGUAUAGUGCUUUGACCCAGUUGGGUCUGGAACAGUAUGUGAAUUUAGGACAGCGAGGGACAGGGGAGGGGGAGCAGUUGUGCUUCGGCUCAGUAUGGAAGUGAAUGUGCCUUAAAAUGCAGACUAUUUAUUAAUCCAUAUAUGUAAUGCUCCAUGAUGACCACCUGGACGUUAAAGCCUUGUUUGCAAAGACUCUAGUUGGGCUGUUUAGUAAUGAAGGUAAAUUUGGAUAGCUCAAAGGAAAACUGUAACAAGAAAUUAUACAUUAAAAGAUUCUUAAAAGUAACAAUACUGCAUCUCAAAUCCUUUAACGGUUUUGUUUAUGUGCAGAGAAUCAAGAAUACUUUGAGAAACAUCGCUGGCCCCCUGUGUGGUACCUAAAAGAGGAUGACCACUACCAAAGAGCACGCAAAGAGCGCGACAAAGAGGACUACCUGUAUCAGAGACGGCAAUGCAAACGCAAGUGGCUCUUCUGGAAUCUCCCUUCCUCUCCUAACUCGAACUCUCCUUCCUCCGGCUCAUCCGCUGUCAUCUGACCGAGCGGUAAGGCCGGGUCCACUCAUGUACAUCAGGGUGGAUGAGAGCUGUUAAAAAACAUAUAUAUAAAAACAAGCACUGCUGGAUGGUACGCCCCAAUUAUUCAGGCACACAGUUUCUUCCCCUGUUUGUUUGCCUCUGCUGUCGAACGGCACUCCUCCAGGUUCACAAGGUCACCUCAAUCUGGCAGUUUAAGUAAUGUGUUUGUUCCGUAGAUUUUUAGCUCGAUGUAAAUGAGACUCAAAACCUCAGUGAUGUGAACCUCACUGGAAAAAAUGGCACAGUGCAACUGGCGCAAGUAACAAUUUAUGGCGACUGUCAUAUGUUCCACCGUUUGAGUUUAAAAGAUUAUAAUUCUGCUGGCACAGAACUCUCCACCUAUCAUCAUAACCACCAUCAACUAACCUGAACUGAUAACCAAGUGCUGCUUCUAAGCUGCAACAACCAGCAACUCAACAGAACUUCUCAGUCUCAGAGUUAAAACACUUUGUCCUUAAGUGUUUGUACAAUCUACCAAAUUAUGUGUACAGUACGAUCUCAUCAACUGGAUGUAACAGUAGAACAGCCUCAGAUAAUGUAGUAUUUCACACUAACCAUGCUUUGAACGUGUAUGCAUCAAUGAAAAUACGGGCAAGUUCAUUCUGCUUUUGAAUGUUUGUGUUAUGACUUACACGGCUCAAAGCUGAGUCGGUCUACACACUCAGCAUUUACGUAUUGUGAUCGUGUUAUUUGUGGCGUCUCGUCACAAAAGGGCUUUAGUUUACAUGAAUGAAUACAGUGUCCUGGGACACAAGAGAUCCUGCAGGAAGAGAAAUAUCUGUAAUUUCUUUAAAGCGCCAGCAAAAAACAGAGCCAGAUCGUCCUUGUUAUGUGUUGCUUGAUGAGACUUGUAAGCACACAGUUUACCCAGCAGUUUUAUUUAUAAUGCUCCAUCAGCUCAGUCACUGUCAAUAUUGAAAUAAGAGACAUGUUGCAUCUCAGAGCAAAUUUCAUAUAUUCACGCAGCAGCCUUUCCCUCUCAGGUUGGGAAGUUAAAAUACGGUCUUACUGCAGGGUUCCUGAAGGUUUAUUGUCUAAAUGUUUAACAACCAACAAGUCAUUAUUAAUGAACAGCUUUCAGAUUAAUCAGCAGUCGAAAGGAUAAUCAAUCAAAAGCUCUGCAGGGCAUACAAUUACAAGGUAAAGCUAACAUCCGCUGUCCUUCUGUGAUUAACCGUUGUUAGCUUAAUGCCACUCCCUUGCUUAUAUGAACACAAACAAAGGAGUGGCAUAAAGCUAACAUUAACUAUCCUCCUAAAAUAACAACUCGGUCAAAUAAAGUUAUAUUACUGUAAGUUCGGAUGUGGAUAAAAGCAAAUAUCACCUGACCUGCUAAAGAUAACGAAUGUGAGCAUUCAGCCACUUCAGCUCAUUUCAACAUUUACUGGCGAGUGGCUAAUGGCUAAAAGGAUAGCAUUUAGCUCAUACCACCACAGGCUAGAUGAUGGCUUAUGGUAUCAUUGAAAUAAAUCAAGUUCUUAUCUUUGAUCUCAAUUCUAAGCUUACUAUAUUGUUAGCCAGAAAAUGUCUGAUUGCAAACAAAAGUUGUUUGAUGAUAGCUGUAUGAUAUAUCAGAUAUGUUGUUUAAAUUAAGGCCUCAUGUCCCUCUAGAUGUUAAUCAUCCAAUAUCUUAUCCAUUCUCUUGCUGAUCGCCCUGAAAGAUCGCAGUAUCCAAUAUGGAACAACAGUUUCCCAUCCUGUUGGUUGUGUCAGAGAGAAAAUGUCUGCCGUGUGAUUCUGUGAAUAGAAAACUUUCUAGAGCUUCACACCCACACAUGUAUCACCGUCACUCUGACAGCGUGUGAUUCGGUGGUGAUUUGGUCUUGAAAGAUUGAUCUGAGCUGAUGACAAAAUGCGUGCUGACAGUUUACAAUUGGCCAUAAAAAAAUACUUGUACAAACAGGAGGCUUCCUCAUGCCUGGGUGAGGUCGUCCAUACUCUUCAAUACUUCUGGACUCUUCUCCACAGAGACAAACACAUAAACCUCUGGUAGCAGCAUCCUGGUGGACUGCACUGUAGACAAUGUGGUAUUGUGAAACACUGCGGCAAAUGUAAACAAAAGCAACCGAAGAGUAGACAUGAAGAUGUUUAGUAUGCUUCAAGAAAUGUGAGGAGGUAAGAUGAACUCAUUUUCAUGGUUUGUUUUGCACACUUCAUGGUAUAUUUAAGAUUGUCAUCUACUGUUGUACUUGAUUGUAGAGUGGACACACAAGCACGGUGCUUGGUGAAAAUGGGUAGUAUUGUAUAUUGUACAAAACAUCAGAUGUAUUGCAAGUAACUUGCACCACUCUGUUGUGCAGUUACGUUUUAUUGUGCACUGCAGGCAGUGAGCAGAAUCAUACAGUAUUACUGAGUAAUACAUACACUGAUUAUAGACUUGACUUAUCUGACUUGUAUUUAGUUACUGUGCAGCUACAAACAGUUGUUGAAAAUAGUCAUUGUGCUGACCUCCAGUUACAUCAAUUAUAUACUGUAGUAUCCACGCACAUUACAGGCAACCCAAACAAACAGUUGACUUACAGUAGAAUAGGAUUACAGUGCAACGUAAAGUAGACACUCGCUUAUAUUAAUGGCAUUAUAAACACUUAUGGUACCUCCUUUAAACACACCAUUGUUUUACUUCAAAUAAGUAAAUUGUAAUUGCAGACCUUGCUUUUGCAGCGUAUGUUAAAGACACCCUGCAUACGAUUGGUUAUACAGUCCCAUUAUCUUGUGGAUUCAAAGAGCUGUGUCUCUUUGAAGGGCUCUCACAGUGGAAGGUAAAGUGAAGUGCAGGUGCCGGUGCUCUAAGCAGUAGCAUUCACACAUUUUCAAUUAACAUUAUUUUUGGCUUUUGCUAAGUAAACAUAAACAAUGCCAUUUUCAAUAUCUUUAUCGAUUAAAAUAUUUUGCACGUAUGGUUGGACAUCAGGCCUGGCUUUAAGCCCCCAAAAGAGCUAAACUCAUCCAGUUUAACCCUAAUUUCAAAUGUCAAAGCAGUUUAAUGUAACAGCAGGAGGGUCUUUAUUGUUCUUCUUUGCCUUGGCAAUGUUAUUGAUACAUUUCAUAGACAUGCAUUUCAUUCCUCAGUGCAUUGCAUCUCUCAGUGAAUCUUCUGCUGACGUUUUGCAUCAACACCUCAUGCCUUAAUGUACAGUGUAGUGUAAGGUAUUGAAUGUAAAGUUGUGUUACUGUGGUUACUAGUUUGUUUGCUAUAUGUUAAGUUACCAUGGUGCUCUCUAGACUGUGUUUGUAUUUGUUAAUGUACAUAAUCCAUCACUUGGAUGUAAAGCAAUUGAUGUACGGUUUUGGGGAACCCACGGAGUGUGUGUUAGUUAAAGAUAAAGACUGCGCUGGGCUUAUGCCGUGAUAAAGCCACAUAACUUAGCAAAGACUCAGACCAUCAAGGCCAUACUAGACUAACUAAACAACAAACCAUCAAUUUGUAACAUGAACCAUGAAAUGAAUGCAGGGAUUUAAAAUUGUUCCAUUAUUUCAGAGUUGCUUUCUUCUACUGCAGUCCAGUUUUGGAAUCUGCGUUUAAAAAGUGCUGAGACUGUGUGACUAUUGACAUCAAGAUUUUAACAACAACAACAAAAAAAAAAUGUAAAUAAAAGUUAUGUGAUGACUUGCAAUUGAAACUUGGCAUAGCAGCUGAUACAAGCUAUUGCAUAGUUUAACACAAAAACUGUUUUUGUACUAUGCAUACUGACGUGUCUGACUUUGAAACUACAAACUUGCACUGCUUUGUAGCACCAGGUUCUACUCAAAUUGCAUCAGACGGAACAACAACAUUAUUAGACAUGUAGACAACAUCAGGUAAAAAUCAAAAAUCAGAUCAUAAAUUACUAAGAGGUUGUCACUGGGGCCCUUUUCCAUGUGUUUGGGUGCUAAUAUCACCGCUGCAGAAAAGCACAAACCAAAGGGAGCUUUAGCAGCACCAGGAAUAUAUAUGCUGCACAAUCACUACUGCAUAGUUUAAGAGGCCUUGUUUAAAAAUGGUUGAAAAUUAAACUAAAAAAAUAAAACAGUAAAUAAAAAGAAAAAAAACUUGAAUGUUUUUUUCAGUGUUUAAAGCCCAGGUGACAUUUUCCUUAGUCAUCAGGUAUUUUUGUUCUCAAAAGCUGUUUUUAUUGUUUGGGAGCUGUAAAUUUGAACUUCCGUAGCAUGUGUUCUUGAAGAUGUGUAAAUAAUAUUUACUAAAUAAAAAGGCGCAACAUGUGCCCUGUGGGUGUUGGCGUCAGUCUUUAUUUAAAA